AUGAAAGUGCAAACGGCGACUUUUGUCGCAUCCUCGAUUUCCGCAAUCACCUUGAUGGCUUGCCUCGUCGCCAUGUCGUCGAUUUAUUCCGAUGUUUCGGGAUUCUGGGUCGAGUUGGAGACCGAGAUCAAUGGAUUUAGAGUGAGUUUGGCUAACUUAAAUGACAUUUUCAUGUUUUUUAAGGAAGUUAGUUGAAAUAUUGGGUUUUAAUUUUAUUCAUAUGAUAGAAUGGUCUAAGACGAACAGAAUGAUAUAAAUUUUGAUGACUUUACGUUAUCCAUAAGUGAUUUAGCGACUUAUCGACUAAACCUCGCUAAAUCACUUAUGGAUAAGGUAAAGUCAUCAAAAUUUAUAUCAUUCUGUUCGUCCUAGACCAUUCUAUCAUAUGAAUAACAUUAAAAUCUAAUAUUUCAACUCACUUGCUUAAGAAAUAUGAAAAUAUAUUUUCCACCACAAAGUGCAAUAUUUUGUAGAGUGUCACCAAUGAUAUGUGGAGAGAUCUUGUUGUCAUCGGCAAAACCCAUCGUCGUACCCGUCGUCAAUAUGAAGAAGUCAAUGCCACACCAUCACCAAUCCAUCCACAACCAGAAUCUGGUUCACCUUCAAGCCCACCAGGUUCACCACCAGCAAUUCCACCAGUCUUCAAUCAACCCAAUACACCAAACGGGGCUAAUGGAAAUGGUCCAACUUGUAAUUGCAACGCUGAUAACAAAUGUCCAGCCGGACCAGCUGGACCUAAGGGAGCUGCUGGACAACCAGGACUCGAUGGUAUUCCGGGACUCGAUGGUGUUCCAGGAGUUGGAGCUGAAGAUGUUGCCCCACAACGUGAAUCAGUUGGAUGCUUCAGUUGCCCACAAGGGCCAGUCGGACCACCAGGAGCUUUGGGAAGACCGGGACCUCGUGGACUCGCUGGGCCACGCGGACAAAACGGAAAUCCUGGAAGAGACGGGCAACCUGGACAUCCAGGAGAGCAAGGACCAGCCGGGCCAAUCGGAAAGAUUGGAGAGCCAGGAGUUCCAGGAGAAAAGGGAAGAGAUGCUGAACAUCCAAUCGGACGGCCAGGACCAAAGGGAGCUCGCGGAGAUCAAGGACCACCGGGACCACCAGGACAAAAUGGAUUGCACGGACCACAAGGAGAGCCAGGACCGGUUGGACCUGAUGGACCGGUUGGAAGACAAGGACCACAAGGACCUGAUGGACUUCAAGGAGAAGCUGGGCCUGAUGGAAGACCAGGAAAGGAUGCGGAAUAUUGUCAUUGUCCGGAUAGAGCACCGCCUUCAUCGGAAGGUGUUAAUAGCAACAGAGGAUAUAGAAGCUUCUAG
Molecule: messenger RNA, 1322 nt
Organism: Caenorhabditis angaria
Lineage: Eukaryota; Metazoa; Nematoda; Chromadorea; Rhabditida; Rhabditidae
Source: the annotation of a GenBank genome assembly